Molecule: messenger RNA, 1431 nt
Organism: Periconia digitata
Lineage: Eukaryota; Fungi; Ascomycota; Dothideomycetes; Pleosporales; Periconiaceae
Source: the annotation of a GenBank genome assembly
AUUGGUCCGAUAUCGCACGACAUAGGGCGUAUAUACACAUCUGCAUACAUAUGUAUCUCACUGCUCCUCGAACAAUCAGGAUUAAGCAACACUCAAAUACCGCUCCCACAGUUUAAUCUCUUCAGAUUUACCAGUCUGCAUUAUACAUAUAUCUCAAAUAUGGCUGAUAAUAGCUUGACCGAGCGACAUGCACCCAAAGACCCAAUCGCCUCAUCAAAAGCUCAAGAAGCAACCCACAACUUUACUUUCAGGGACGCGACCAUGGAAGAUGUACCUGCGCUCCAGCAAAUGAUUGGUGAUUCGUUAAGAGCUUUGGGGAAAGGGUACUACACGCAAGCCGAGCUCGAUGGUUCAAUAGGGUUUCUCUUCGGCCCAGAUACUUUGCUACUUCAUGAUAAAACGUAUUUCAUCCUCUCCCCCAUUGCAUCUCCAAAUGUCAUCGCCGCGUGUGGCGGAUGGUCUUUUCGACGCACCCUCUACGGAGCUGAUACGGCGCCAAACCAUCUGCGACUUCCUGAGAAACGCGAUCCAGAGAAGGAGCGUGCGAGCAUAAGAGCGAUCUUCACGAAUCCCGAGUGGGCGAGGAAAGGGCUGGGGACGAUGAUGAUGCGGUUUUGCGAGGCUAGGGCAAAAGAGGGAGGGUUUGAGAGGUUGGAAAUGGGGAGUACUUUGAGUGGGGUGUCCCUGUACGAGAAAUGCGGAUACACAAGAAGUGGGAAAGAAGACGUAGUGAGAUGCCCAAACGGAGAAGGAAUAAGAGUUGUACACAUGGUAAAAGACCUACCCACAGAGAUCGAUACGAACAGAGAACCAGUAAAGAAUUGAGGUCAGCCCAAGCUAUGUAUGAUAUACAGAAGCCUGCAGCCAAGGAUUACAUCGGGAUUUCGGAGCCUGAUGUUAGAUUAAACACCAGCCAUCUCAUCAACCUGACUCCAACUAUCUCCUAUUCCCUCCCACUGAUCUCCAUUGAUCAAGAUGACGAUCGUGUAGAUGACCAGACGCAAUCGUCAUAUCAAGCAGUAUACCUUCGGCACCUAUUAAUAACAUCCGGUGCCUAACGGACGCGCCGAGAGGCUAGAAGCAAGACAGUAGACGCAUGCCAUCCAGUCCUCACGUAAUUCCGUUUUGAGAAGAGCAAAGAGUGGUUCAAUAUAUGCGCUCUUCUACAUGCAAUGAUCCAGGCACUCCCGGAGUCUGUACGGACGAUCCACUGCUGAUGAUGUCUGGCGCGACAACCGGCUGUUGCGCUUCGACGACACUGCGACAACGCGACAAUGUUGAUAUCUUGUAAAUACCCGAUCUCAUAAGGCGGGAUGCAUGGAACGUGUAAGCUUCGUAUUCUGGUAACACACCCUAGAUCAUUUGGUGCCAUGGGAGGUUGCUGGUGGAGAUCUCCGAGAGACGCAAUGAUCUUACCACGCUGCGCAGAUC